Osmia lignaria (orchard mason bee) is the source of this 1475-nucleotide messenger RNA. RefSeq lists its product as uncharacterized. Lineage: Eukaryota; Metazoa; Arthropoda; Insecta; Hymenoptera; Megachilidae. The record is from RefSeq and is a predicted model, not a curated record.
AAUAGAAAUUAUUUGACACUUUUUAGUGCAUUUCGAAGUCGGAUUUGUUUUUUGUUAAAAAUUAUUUUUUUAUUACGUUUUGUGAAGUUAGCACCCCACGGAUUCAAAGAUCAAUUUUUUUAUUUAAUUCACCGGAACUAUUGCUAAAUUUUAUCAAGAACUGUAGAACUCUUUGGGGUGCAUUCAGAACUUUAACAAAAAAUUAAUUUUUUCAAAAAUGAGGUGCCAGCUUCACAAACGUCCGUGGCGAUGUGUGCGUCGGCUCGCUUGCCUACCAUUUUUCUGUUCAUACAACGGGUGAAAAUUGUGACAUUUGAUUCGAGUAAUAGGCUUCCGAAAUCCAUUAAUUUAUUAGCUUCAUUCCGUCGCCAAGCGUAAGUAGAUGUACCUUGUAAUUCUUUUCCAAUGCGCAUUCGUCUAUCACCACGAACUUCCCGCUUCUUUUCAUGUACGAUCAUGCGAGAAUUGAAGGUGGAAAUAUAUAAAAUCGGACUAUCUUCAGUCGGUUCGGUUUUACAGUAUAUAUGAAUUUCUGAAUUGCAUUCCGAACAACUACCUUUAAUCGACAGGAAUAUCUCGCCAGGAUUUCGAUUUAUUUUGGCAUUUUUAAAUGUGAAGGGACAGGGCAAUUUCAGAUGACUCCAUAAAAUGUCGUAUACCGCGUCCGACCAACCAAUAACGAAUGUUAUUACAAUCCGAAAUACAUUUGAGAAACGUAAAUAAUGCUAUCAAAGGUGCUACAACGAUGGAUAAUCAGGAAGAAGAGAACAAUGAAUGUGAUGAUUAUGACGAAUUAAUUGCUGGAAAUUGGACAGCUUGGGCUGAUAGCAUAUAUACACAAGCCCAAGAAAUCGCCAACAAUUCUAAUAAUGGCAGUGUUGUAAAUGCGUACUACAAUGUCGAAGCUGCUAAAAAAAUCAAACAUCUCAUACAUUAUCUACCUCUGUGGACGGGCAUAAUGAAGCCUUAUUUUAAAUGCGGUUCGCAGAUUGCUACAUCAUCCUUCGUUGAAGCAGAAUUUGCUCAAUUAAAGACUAGGGUAUUUAAAAAUGAACUACCAAAGCGAGUAGACAAGUUCAUUUUGCGUCAUCUGGAAUAUCUUGAUGGUCGACUCAGAUUAACGUUCAAUGCUUCAAAUCAAGAAACGAUUCUAGAUGAAGCUAUUUCGAAUUUGCAAGAUUCUGCUGAAGUAUCAGCUGAUAAAGUACCUGUAGGAUGUAUCAAUCUGCAAGAAUCGUUAAAUGAAGUAGAAAAUUGGUGAUGUAAGAUAGAGAAGAAGACAUCAGCACGUGAUGAAAGCAUUGAAAUAUAACUUUAUUGAUGCAUUGAAAUAUAACUUUAAAAUACCAGGGAAUGCCAGUAAUAGAAUUCUCUGAAUCAAAUGACUUUUGUUUCAAGUAUUUCUUCCUAUCUCAAAAAAUACACUAGGUUCUGAGAAAAGUUUGUAGGAUUAUAUAAUACAAAGAAUUUCAAAA